GUAGGGAGCGCGGCUAGAACAGCGGGGCGGACGGGGAGCUCCGAGACAGCUCUGCGGACUCUGCCGCGGCGACCUUCCGGCCGACACUCAGGACCCUGCGGGCGGCGUCGCAGAUUUCUGCUUGGCAGAUUCACCAAAGGCAAGAGAGGCUAAUCUGCCUGUGUUCUGAGUGCCACCCUCUGCAAAACCCCCAUAGCAGACCCCAGGCCCAAGUCCACUGUGCUACCGUACCUCCACCCCAGACGUUGCUCUGGGGUCUGCCUGAGGUCAGCAGCGUGAAGAUGACCAGCGCCUUCCCAGCAUGACGACCUUGGACCAUGUGAUCGCUACCCAGCAGUCGGAGUGGGUCUCCUUCAACGAAGAGCCCCUCUUUCCUGCCUCUUCGGAGGGUGACACCGAAGAGCACCUCCCAGGACCGUCAUCGUCCUCAGACCAGUCUGAGAGCUCCUCCGGAGAGAACCAUGUGGUGGAUGGAGGCUCUCAGGACCUUUCCCACUCGGAGCACGAUGACUCCUUUGAAAAGAUGGGCCUCAUCUCUGAAGCAGUCUCGCCUCCUGGGACCCCUGAGCAGCCCCUGCCUGACCUGGCCUCGGCCAUCAGCAACUGGGUUCAAUUUGAAGAUGACACCCCCUGGGCCAGCACAUCACCACCUCGUAAAGAAACAGCCCUACCAUUGACUGUGCCCUGCUGGACGUGCCCUUCCUUCGCCUCCCUGGGGAGAUGCCCUCUGCCCUCUGAGAGCAGCUGGACCACACAUUCUGAAGAUACCAGUAGCCCUAGUUUUGGCCCCUCGUACACAGACCUGCAGCCCAUCAGUGCUGAGGAGCUGACGAGUGGCCCAGCUUCCAGGGCUGACUCGACUGACGAGAGGACGGAGUGGCAGACAGGCAGGCAGACGGCGGUGAGUCCUGUUCAAGCAUGCACGGAGCAUACCUCUACCCGCACCCACGUGCGGGACCCCUCGCCACCCCUAACCCACCCCUGGAGGAGCCAGAGCCCCGGCAAGGGUCCAGAGGGGGCCUUCGCCCCCAGUGACAAUUCUUCCUCUCUUCAGGAAGAUGAAGAGGUAGAGAUGGAGGCCAUCACCUGUCAGGCUAGCAGUCCAGCCAUGAACGGCCAUCCUGCCACUCCAAUGACCUCUGCUCGUUUCCCCACCUGGGUCACUUUUGACGACAAUGAAGUCAGCUGCCCUUUGCCACCAAUCACCUCUCCUCUGAAGCCGAAAACACCACCUAUUGCAUCUGUGAUCCCAGAGGUACCUUAUAACUCAACUGCGUCCUUUAAGAAGAGGGAGCGUCCCAAGAGCACGUUGAUGAACUUCUCCAAAGUUCAGAAGCUGGACAUUUCCUCCUUGAACCAUCCACCUUCCGUGCCUGAGGCUCCACCGUGGAGAGCAACCAAUCCUUUUCUGAAUGAGACUCUACAGGAUAUUCAGCCCUCCCCUAUCAACCCGUUCAUCGCUUUCUUUGAGGAGCAGGAGAGGCGCUCCCAAAACAGUUCCAUUUCUGGUACCACGGGCAAAAGCCAAAGAGAUUCCCUCAUUGUCAUCUACCAGGAUGCCAUCAGUUUUGAUGAUUCAAGCAAAAACCAGUCACACUCAGAUGCUGUUGAAAAACUCAAACAACUCCAAAUUGAGGAUCCUGAUCACUUAGGUAGUGCGACACUUUCUGAUGAUGACCCCGUAGCCUGGAUUGAAUUAGAUGACCACCCAUCAGGCUCUGCACCGUCCCAGCCCAGGGAUGGGUGGCCCAUGAUGCUAAGGAUCCCUGAGAAGAAAAACAUCAUGUCCUCUAGGCACUGGGGACCCAUCUACAUCAAACUGACGGACAGUGGUUACCUGCAGCUGUAUUACGAGCAGGGCCUAGAAAAACCAUUCCGUGAGUUCAAGCUGGAGCCUUGCCAUGAGAUCUCAGAACCACGGCUCCAGAACUAUGAUGAGAAUGGCAGGAUCCACAGCUUGCGGAUAGACCGCGUCACCUACAAGGAGAAGAAGAAAUACCAGCCUAAGCCUGCUGUGGCCCACACAGCGGAGAGGGAGCAGGUGAUUAAGCUGGGUACCACUAGUUACGAUGACUUCCUGAGCUUCAUCCGUGCAGUUCAGGACCAUCUCAUGGAUCUGCCGGUGUCAUCCAUGGACCUGAGCACAGUUGGCCUGAACUACCUUGAAGAGGAGAUUACAGUGGAUGUCAGAGAUGAAUUCUCUGGCCUUGUGAGUAAAGGAGACAACCAGAUUCUCCAGCACCAUGUCUUGACACGGAUCCACAUCCUGACUUUCCUCUCUGGCCUUGCGGAGUGCCGCUUGGGUCUCAAUGACGUCCUCGUCAAGGGGAACGAAAUUGUCUCCCGGCAAGACAUCAUGCCCACCACCACCACCAAGUGGCUCAAGCUGCACGAGUGCCGUUUUCACGGGUGUGUGGACGAGGAUGUGUUCAACAGCUCACGGGUUAUCCUGUUCAACCCUCUGGACGCCUGCCGGUUUGAGCUAAUGCGGUUCAGGACGGUAUUUGCCGAGAAGACCUUGCCUUUCACGCUCAGGACGGCAGCAAGUGUCAAUGGGGCCGAGGUGGAGGUGCAGAGCUGGUUGCGGAUGUCCACCGGCUUCUCCUCCAACUGCGACCCUCUCACUCAGGUUCCCUGUGAGAAUGUGAUGGUUCGCUACCCGGUGCCCAGUGAGUGGGUGAAAAACUUCCGCAGGGAAAGCGUCCUGGGGGAAAAGUCUUUGAAAGCCAAAGUGAACCGGGGGGCAAGUUUUGGCUCCACUAGUGUCUCUGGCUCUGAGCCUGUCAUGAGAGUAACUCUGGGAACGGCCAAGUACGAACAUGCCUUCAACUCCAUUGUGUGGAGGAUAAACCGACUGCCUGACAAAAACUCAGCCUCUGGUCACCCACACUGUUUCUUCUGCCACCUUGAACUUGGCUCUGACCGGGAAGUGCCUUCCAGAUUUGCCAAUCACGUGAAUGUCGAGUUCAGCAUGCCUACGACUUCUGCCUCCAAAGCUGCCGUAAGAUCCAUCUCUGUGGAAGACAAGACCGAUGUCAGGAAGUGGGUCAAUUAUUCCGCACACUACAGCUACAAGGUGGAAAUUGAGCAAAAACACAGUUUGAAGCCAGACCUUGAAGGAGAUGAAAUGGAAAAUCCCAAGGAGUGUGGGGUCCAGUGACAAAGCCCUCCUGCAGGGCGGCCCGACCCAAGAGUCACGAUAGGAUGUCUUCUUGAAUAGCUGAAGCUCAAGUCAGUACCUACCAUGGCUACUCCAUGCUGGGAACAGCACGGUGGACCUUCCUGUUUGUAGCUACCUGUAUUUUAACAGGAUACCCUGAGGUGGUUGCUUUGGAGAGGCUCUGAUCAUGCCCGAAGCACCUGGGUCACCUGACUUUGGGGGCUUACAGUGUAAUUAAGCCUCCGCUCCACUCCGCUUGUCUCACAGCACUUGGGUGUGGUUUGUUGUGACUGAUAAAGUCAGGAAAAGAAACUCCCACAUCAGUGUGGGGACAUCCCUCUGAUGUUCACCUGUCACUUAACAUCAGUUUCUGGAAAACAGUCCUGAGAACUUAAUUAACUCAGACUCCAUCUCUGCCACUCCCUCUAGAAAACGCAGAGAAAAGGCACAGAGUUGAUCUCCUCUUUGGGUGUGCUAGGCCUUUCUCCACUCUUUGAGUGUUAACACUAUGCGACCGAAGUUUUUGAGUUGUUUCCCUCCUGGUUCUAGAUUGUUUUGAUUGAAACACUUUUUUUUUUCCGAGUCAUAACAGACAAUGGAAAAAAGGCUCAAUAGGACACUUAUGAAUUCUGUGGUUAGCCCCACAUUCUGCAAAGAGUGGCUGCUGAAGGGAAAGAAAAAUUGAGCUUAUUUUUCUUCAUUUUGGGGAAAAGGGACAUUCAUUGUAAGAUCAUAUUCAAUUCAGGAGACAGCUUCAAUCUCAGUCAAUUUCUAAAUUCACACUGAAAAACGUAGGCCAUUUCUGAUUCCUGAAACAAAUGGCUACAUUUGUCAGGGGCAUCUGGGAGCUCUCUGUAUACCUCAUAGCCAACAGACAGCUGCAUGUCUCUUUAACUCAAAUAUACAGGAAAUAUAAGUUGAAAAGGUCAUUUUAAAAGCUGUUUCAAAACUAAGCUUGUAUGAGCUUUUCAGAGUUUGAUAAUCACAGUAUUAUGCUAGAUCUAAAAGGCAAAAGACUUCAGGGUAGUGGGGGGGAUAUUUUUCCUAACGUUGGGAACUAAGUCCUGAUUCCAAGAAUUGAGGACACUCACUAUUCUUUCUCUUCAUCUGUUCCUGUUCACAGUCUGUAAAUCUGCUUCUUAUUUGUACCUUGUGUUUUCUUAGCAUGCAAGGAACCACAUCGGCUGUCCCAACGGGGAUACCAGUUCAACAAUUUAAAGGCAGCUUUUAUCUGCUUUCCUAUUUCUCCCAUGAAGAACAGAGUAAUGGGAACAGAAAGCAUGCUAAUCAGAUGACACAGAAAUAGACAUAUCUAGUCUGCUGACUGGCAGAUUCAGGGUUAAUUCAUUCAGUGAAUAUUCAUUACAUUCAAUGUGUGACACUAGGAUAUAGAAAUCAUUACAAUUUUUUGAGAUACCUGAGCAUGAGACUGAAACUAAAAGGAUGAAAUUGAAUAAGCAUUAAUGAGAAACUCUAUAUCCUGAGUUUCUUAACUGCAACCCCUAAGUACAGAGUGGUGUACCUAUGCGUGUAUGGAUGUGUGUGCUGGUGUGAAGGAUGUUGCAGAGUCCUGAUUUCACAGUUUUUGUAGAAAUGUUUUCUUAGGGAAAUCUGAGUUCCAUCUUGAAUCAGAAGUAUAUCAUGGGUAUUCACAAAACUAAUGCAUUCAACCUGUGGUAACAGAAGCCCAAGGAGCCCUGCACGCUGCACUAAUCAGUCCACAUCUGGAUAGAGGGUUGGGUUCAAUUCUGGGUACCACAUUUUAAGAGAUUAACAAACUGUGUCCAGAGUCAGGUGGCCAGGGUUUGAAGAGUCUGAUUAUACAAGGAACAGGGGACUGGUUCCCCUGAAGAACAGAAGGCAGAGCUGGAAAGGGAGUGCAGAAAAAGAGGAAACAAUAUAAUAGCUGCCUUGAAAUCUCUGUUGAGCUAUAAGAAGAGAGAGGAACUGGACUUACUCAGUGUAGCUUCAAAGGGCAAAAAGAGGAAUUUUAUGGAUGACAGAUGUUUACUUCAAUAUAAGAAUGAAUUUUCUAGUAAGAGUUGUUCUAAAGAAUGGACUCAAAUAGUAAAAUUUCCAGUUGCUGCAAAUGCCCAAAGGCUAAAAUAACCCAUCUAUCCCAAAUGCUAUGAAAAAGGGACUUGGGCUAGACAACUAUUAAGAUCCCUUCUCCUCAUAGGUUUAGUCUCAAGAGUAAUAGGAUUCUCUAUUCUAGUUGUUUUUAAUUUGAUAAGCGGUUUUUCCUGCUCUCUGAAGUACAGUGGGGUUCCCUAGGGGUCCUUGUCAAGUGAGGUCUCCAAGACAGAGCCCUUCCCUGUUGUGCUAAAAGAUUCCUCACAGAAACACCGACAUGGGCUGAAGAGAUGCCAAGGUGAAGGUCAUCCUGGCACCUUCCGUAUGCAGUGUUAGCACCCAGGCACCCUCUCGAGACCCCUGCCUCACUUGCUAGCAUCACAAUGUAAGCAUUGCUUGUUGGACCUUUUUUUCCCAGUGGUUAAUUCUCACUGCCUUUGUGUUUUCACCUGGACAUUGUUUUUUAAACCAAGGGUUGGGAAAACCUUUCCCAUGCUACCUACAUUCAGCAAUCAAAUUAUCAUUAAUUUUUAAAAACAAAUUAUUAAUUUUUAAAAACCUACUACCUUGAUUUCAUCAGUUUUGCCUUUCCUCUACUGUUUUUUAAAAACUGAUUAUAGGUAACAUUUAGGAGUUUGGGAAAUACUAUAUAUUUUUAGAUGUAGUUUCUAUGUAGUUUUGUUAAUAGCCUACAUAGAAAACACGGUUGGGCAAAUACAUUUUGAUGUGCAGAUUCUAAGUUUGCCACCCUGGACCUGGAUUUUGUGUGUAUGUGUGUGGCCACAAAUAAUCCCUGUCUCUGUUAUCAAUAAUGCAAACCUGUUAAAAGUGUAUUCAUCUUACCAGUACAUAGUAUUACUAUUAGAACAUAAAUUAGAUGUCCCAUGAUAUUAAGAGCUGUGCUUUCUUUUGGCUCUAGUGGCUUGCUUUGUGACUUUAUACUAAAGGAGGAUAAGAAAUUAUAAUAUUUCUAACAAGAGAACAUGAGGUGCUUUGUGGGGGUAUCAUUAAACCUCCUUUGCCACUCUUAUAAACAUAGUACUAGUUAUUCCUUAUCAAAAAUCUGCAUUUCACUUAUAUAUAAUCUGGACAGUUUUUUUUUCUUUCCUAUUUGGUUCCUGCAUUAUUGACCAGGCUUGUAACCCUUGAGAACAUUUUUUACAUAAAAUAUUUAUUUGAAAUGAGAGUAAUUUCUAUUCAGAUCCACUGGAUGAGAGCAAGAGUUUAUUUCCCUACAAAUUCACAUUCCCAAAAAACAUGACCCAUGCAGGCAAGAAAUGUAUCUUAUUCUUUGUUUCCAGUACUUAGCGCCAAGCUUGGAACAUAACAGGUUUCUGCCAACUUAAAUCCUUGCUGAUAGGACAAAUACAUAUUAAUGAAAUAAAGGGAAAUGAUUAGGUACUCAAUAAAUCUUUGUUGAACAAAUACUGACCCUGAGACUCUAAGACUACCUAACCCUUACUUACCAUCAAUACUUACAUUGAAGCAAGCAAGCAUGCUUUUAUUUUCUGGAGCACUUAAAUACUUUUUCUUUCUUUGCCUCCACUGUUGACUGAUGAUAACUGUCAGCACUUGAGCACUUCAUGUGCAGCUGAAUUUAAACUACAAUGUGUCUUAUUCGUACUGGAAAACACUUCUGUGCCCAAAGACAGCAGUAGCAUAGAUGCUGUCCAUGGUCCAGAUCAUUGAUUCUGUUUUGUUCCUGCAAGUCAGACAGAUCUGUGAGCCUGAUCUUACCCAUUUGAAUGGUCAGUGGAAGAAGAAAGCACUUAAUAGGGUAUACCUGGCCCAUCUUGGUGUGCUAGGUCUUUUGUUUUCCUCAACAUUAGCCACUGACCUGUGUAUUUAUUUUGUCACCAUAGUAAGAUGGAGGUCUGAGGUAGGAAGGCCAACACUUGAGAAAUGACAUCAUGAUUCCAGUGCUGCUUUAAGUCUCAGAAUAAGUUUAGUGGUGGGAAAAAGAAUGAGCUGAUACUUCUUAAAAGCCUUGAAAAUACUAAGUUGAUUUGAGUAGGAAGUACUGCUGUCUAGCCUACUUUUAGAAAUUCUUCCAGUGAAGAAUGGUAACUUUAACUCUUCUAUGAAUGAUGAUGGUAAGUUAAUUCUAGCAUAUCUAGAGUUCACGUCAUGAUAAGAAUGCAACUUAACAUGAAAUUCAAUCAAAAGUGACCAAAAAACUAAAUCUACAAAAAUAUCAUCUUGUAAAGGAAUUAUCCAUAACAUUUCACUACCAAGUUCCAUCCAAACCAUGACAGCUCUUUUAUAUAAAGUUAUCAUAGCAUUCUCACCAAGUCCUAAACAUGUUUUCUAAACAUUACCAAUGUCUAAGUGCCAAUUCUCUACAAGUUACCAUUUCUUAAUUAUGUUCUUUGUAAAUGAAACUUGCUUUGGAUAUUGUGACUCAUAUUUAUCUAUUUAACAAAUUAAAAAUGAAUGCGAUGUGUAAGGCAGUCACAAAUGUAGAAAAUAAAUAUGUGUAUCAGUAAUGGUUUCCCAUGUAUUAACUAAGCAGGAAUGUGGAAUUUCUACAUUUCUUCCACUGUGCCUUAGCAAAUCUGAUUGAGAGUCUAUUCCUUUUGUUUCAUUUUAACAGCUAAAAAAAAAAUGUAUCUCUGAAUUUGCAAUUCCAGGCCCGUAAAGGCAGAAGCUAUCCAUAAUGAUGUGUGUGCCUGGAGAGAGGCAAAUAAUAAUUACAUGUAAUGAAAAGCUAUAAAAGAACAGAAUCAAAAGGUAGAAUUGCAAUAUGAAAAAAUAAAAUGCAGAGAAGUAACAAAUAUAGCACUGGCCACCAAACUUCAAAACACUUGAACGUAAGGAACUCAAGAAAAAAUAAAAGAUUGCCUAACAAGGAUGAACAAUAGAAUUCAGUUCAACAAGUAUUUAUCUAGUGUUUACUGGUCAAGGUGCUGUCCGAGCAGUCAGCUUCCCUAAAGGGAGCUAAUAGGGCCAAACCCAAGGACAAUGAGGAUUGCUGAUGCAAAGACAUUGGUGGGAAUGCCCAUUAUCAGAGGAGAAGUAGGGUUUCUAUGAGUCUUUAAAGGACACAGUCAUGGAGACAAUCACCAUGUUAACCAUCUUCCCAGUUGGGCUUCAGUGACCUCAGCUAAAAAAAGUGAGGAAGCUGGACUAACUGUUCCAUUAGGUCCUUUCCAGCUCCAGUUUUAUGGAUUAUUUUAUAAAAUAUCCUCUGGUGCCACUGUCAGUGAUACUUCAUGUCAACUGGACUCUUCAUGUAGUCUUAAGAACCAAGAAAUUUAAAAUUUGAAUAUUGGGAAAAUUAGCUGGCCCAUCUUUGCCCUUGGUAUGUCUCUAUCCUUUUCCAUCUACCCAGUCAACAGAAAAACACAAAACCCUGCAAUCCUCUAUUUUGUAGUUGCCUUCAAAACACAGAUAAAAAUGCAGGAUCAAAAGGAUGAUGAAGAUCGGCUGGCACACGCUCUGGACGUUUCCCUGGCAUCACCUAGCACAGCAGUGUGUGAGUGUGAUGAGGAACAGAUAGGAUUUGGGUACCACCUGAAGCAGAAGUAGGUUUAAGCCUCCAAGGUACUGAGGGGCCAUGUUGGGAUGAUCAAUGAUUUAUAGAUAUACAAAGGACUGCAGAAAUUGAGGGUAGAAAAAAUCCUGGCUCUGCUUUUAAUAUAGUUACGGCAAAACGAGAUGAGAGGAAGGGUCAAUCCUCCCUAUCUAGCUUUAUUGUCUCUCAGUAACAUGAAACUGUAGUUAAAAAAAAUUUUAAAACAUGUACAAGCUACAAAAUAGCACCCCUUUUGUGGUAUGUGUUAGUAUGAUUUUAGUUUCCUGUACUAAGAAUUGGUCAAAUGUAAUGGCUCAAUUCCAGCCGGACAGAGCAAGGAAUUCCAGCAUCCUCUUCCUGUUCAGUCCCAUCUUCUGCCUCAGAUCAAACCCUCAGUGCUAGCUGUGGACACCGUCUAGCCACACUGUGACUGAAGCCUUAAGCACCACUCACAGUCUUGCCUCCCUGUGCUUCAGGGUCAGCGCCCCAGGUGGUUUCCAAUGGGGGCAGCUCUGGGAAAGCAGAUGUGCACACAUCCCAACAGCACCCUCUGGGACCAGAGCAUCUAAGGGUUUUGAGGUAUGAGGGUGACAGAAGGGACAAGUAUCAACUCCUCUGACCCUAACUCAGCAUUCACUUAACCUUUGUGUCAAGUGGCCAACAGAACCUGGAGAAAACUUUACCGUAUUUAAGAAAUUGAACAAUCAGUGUCUUAAGCCAGUGAGUGAUAAAAGAGCACCCCUCCUCACUCUCCAUUUUUGUAAUGCCCACAGUGAAUUUCAGUGUGUUAGGACGGAUGGACCCAAGAUCGAGUGAAUGAGUCAGCUGAUCGGGGCCUGGAUUUUCCUUUCUUCACUAUCCAGCCUCAUUCAGUGCAAUUUCUUGUACUAUUGUGAUUAAUUUUAUGUAAAAACAGUUUACUUAUAAAAAUAAUAUGUGCCUAUGUAAUAAAGUCUACACACUGGCUAACUCUACAGAGGUAAGGUUUUGUUUUUAAUUGUUUUGCUGAGUAUCAUCUGUAACACCUUUUUUUGAGCUAUGAAAAAGCUAUUAAUAAAAGUUUUUAAACAAAAUGUGUCACUAUGCAAGA
Messenger RNA from Camelus dromedarius (Arabian camel), 9837 nucleotides. RefSeq names its product stonin 2 (gene STON2). The transcript is spliced from 8 exons. Gene Ontology annotation, biological process: regulation of endocytosis; synaptic vesicle endocytosis. Bases 302 to 3160 code for a protein of 952 amino acids. The record is from RefSeq and is a predicted model, not a curated record. NCBI's taxonomy places the organism in Eukaryota, Metazoa, Chordata, Mammalia, Artiodactyla, Camelidae. Gene Ontology annotation, molecular function: clathrin-cargo adaptor activity. Gene Ontology annotation, cellular component: clathrin-coated vesicle; synaptic vesicle.